This is a messenger RNA of Hepatospora eriocheir, 327 nucleotides long. The record is from the annotation of a GenBank genome assembly. NCBI's taxonomy places the organism in Eukaryota, Fungi, Microsporidia, Hepatosporidae.
AUGAGUGAAAAAUUAGGAGGACCGAGAAAAGUUGUACAAAUAGAUGAAUCUCUUUUUAGAGGUCGUCGAAAGUACAACCGAGGAAGACUUUUUCUUGAUGACUUUAUGGAGAGUAUUGAUGAUGCUCGUCGUAAAAUUAAUUAUGGCGAACGUGUCAAUGGACCAUGGGUUUUUGGAAUGGCAGAACAAGGCUCCAGGAAAGUCAAAAUGUUUCUUGUAGAGAAACGAGAUAGAGACACUUUGCUGCCACUGUUGCUUAAACAUGUGGAUACGCAAAGUGUCAUUGUCUCGGAUGGAUGGAAGGCGUACUGUGGAUUAAACUUGUAA